This is a messenger RNA of Torulaspora globosa, 531 nucleotides long. It is a transcript of the gene UPS1, whose product is annotated as Ups1p. The transcript has a single exon. The record is from RefSeq and is a predicted model, not a curated record. Gene Ontology annotation, biological process: phospholipid transport. Bases 1 to 531 code for a protein of 176 amino acids. NCBI's taxonomy places the organism in Eukaryota, Fungi, Ascomycota, Saccharomycetes, Saccharomycetales, Saccharomycetaceae. Gene Ontology annotation, molecular function: phosphatidic acid transfer activity. Gene Ontology annotation, cellular component: mitochondrial intermembrane space.
AUGGUUCUCUGGCAUAAGAACGCUCAUGUCUUUGACAAUGACUUUGGGACAGUCUCAUUAGCAUUCUUCAACAGGUAUCCGAACCCGUAUGCUGUUCAUGUGCUCUCUAUAGAUACCCUCUCAAGAGAGACCGACUCAGAGGGUCUGUUGCACACUACAAGGUUGAUAAAAAAGACAGGAAAGUUACCACGAUGGUCUAAGACAUUGUUGGGAAAGAUUACUGAUUCUUGGAUCAUCGAGCAUUCGAUAGUAGAUCCGUCGAAGAUGGUAAUGAAGACUUUUACGAAAAAUUUGGAUCAUACAGGUAUCAUGCAGGUAGAGGAGUACACUACGUAUCAGUCGACUCGGGAUACUCAAAAGACGCUGGUGACCAGCCAAGUUAAAUUUUCCAGCGGGUUUGGAGUGGGAAUCAAGAACAAGAUUGAAGAGUGGUCACGUACUAAGUUUGACGAGAAUGUCAAGAAGAGUAGACUUGGCAUGACAUUUGUCAUGCAACAACUGCAGAACAGGAGCGACGUUUGUGCCUGUUGA